Messenger RNA from Cololabis saira (Pacific saury), 5897 nucleotides. RefSeq names its product E3 ubiquitin-protein ligase TRIM39-like. The record is from RefSeq and is a predicted model, not a curated record. Gene Ontology annotation, molecular function: ubiquitin-protein transferase activity; zinc ion binding; protein binding. Lineage: Eukaryota; Metazoa; Chordata; Actinopteri; Beloniformes; Belonidae. Gene Ontology annotation, biological process: protein ubiquitination. The transcript is spliced from 2 exons. The coding region runs from base 148 to 1794 and encodes 548 amino acids.
GAGGGAGGAAGGAGGAAAGUUCAAGUGUGACGGAGCAGAAAUCCAGUCCAGACGAGUCUUGUUGAUCUCUGAAAGAAGAUCCAAGCGAGUCCAUCGGGGUUUCCUCCACAACACAGCAGAGUCUCCGAAAAAACACUGAUACCCACCAUGUCUGCUGGCAGCAACCUGAGAUCUGCAGAUCAGUUCCUGUGCUCCAUCUGUCAGGAUGUGUUCACUGAUCCAGUCACCACACCAUGUGGACACAAUUUCUGUAAAACCUGCAUCACUCAUCACUGGGAUGAUAAUGUUCUCUACAAGUGUCCCAUAUGUAAGGAGAUGUUCAACACCAGACCUCAGCUGAACAUUAACGUCUUUAUCAGAGAGAUGGUUUCUGAGUUCAGACGUGAAGCUCAACAGAAAUCCAGCAGCAGCAGCUCAGAGCAACAAGCUGCAGAACCAGGAGAAGUUCCCUGUGACGUCUGCACUGGAACCAGACUGAAGGCCCUGAAGUCCUGCCUGGUGUGUCUGCUGUCCUACUGUGAGACUCACCUGGAGCCUCAUCUGACAGCUUCACGUCUGAAAAGACAUCAGCUGGUGGAGCCUGUGGAUAACCUGGAGGACAGGAUUUGUACGAAGCACGAUAAACCUCUGGAGCUGUUCUGUAAGACCGACCAGACAUGUGUCUGCAUGCUCUGCUCUGUUUUAGACCACAAGACUCAUGAGUUUGUUCCUCUGAGAGAAGAAUAUGAGGGAAAGAAGGCAAAGCUGGAAAAGAUAGAGGCUGAGAUUCAGCAGAUGAUCCAGAAGAGACGAUUGAAGAUUCAGGAGAUCAAAGAGUCGCUGAAGAUCAGUAACAAUGCUGCAGACACAGAGAAAGUAGAAGGUUUUCUGAUCUUAACUUCUCUGAAGAAGUCUGUUGAGAGAAGCCUGAAGAAGUUCAUAAAGGAGAUGGAAGACAAACAGAAAACUACAGAGAAACAGGCUGAAGACCUCAUCCAAGAUCUGAAGUAUGAAAUCUUUGAGCUGAAGAAGAGGAGCUCUGAGGUGGAGCAGCUCUCAAGCUCUGAAGAUCACCUCCACCUCCUCCAAAGAUUCUCAUCCCUGAAAGAUGCUCCACCCACCAAGAACUGGACAGAGGUCAGAGUCCAUCCACCUUCAUAUGAGGGGACUGUGAUGAAAGCUGUGGACCAGCUGCAGAAGAACCUCAGAGAAAAGAUGAAGAAGCUGCUCACUAAAGUUGAGCUGAGGAGGAUCCAGCAGUUUGAAGCUGAUGUGACUCUUGAUCCUGAUACAGCACAUUGUAAACUCGUUCUGUCUGAUGAUGGAAAACAAGUUCACUGUGGUUAUAUGAGGAAGAAUCUUCCAGAUAAUCCAGAAAGAUUCUCUAAAUAUGUUGGUGUUUUAGGAAAACAGAGUUUCUCUUUAGACAGAUUUUACUUUGAGGUUCAGGUUAAAGGAAAGACCAGAUGGGAUGUAGGAGUGGCCAGAGACUCGGUCAACAGGAAGGGAACAAUCACAAUUGAUACAUGGAAUGGUUACUGGGCUGUAUGUCUGAGAAAUGGAAAUGAGUAUGAGGCUAAUGAUGAUCCUCCAGUCCGUCUCCAUCUCAGUUCUCCUCCUGAGAAGUUGGGGGUGUUUGUGGAUUAUGAGGAAGGUCUGGUCUCCUUCUAUGAUGUUGAUGCUGCAGCACUUAUCUACUCCUUUACUGGCUUCUAUUUUGCUGACAAACUCUACCCAUUCUUCUGUCCUGGCCUCAAUGACAGUGGAAGAAACUCUGAUCCUCUGAUGAUCUGUCCUGUCAAUCAAACUGUCUGAUCUUUGAUAUAAUGAAUCUUCAUCAACACUGAAUGUUCAUGUGAAAUGAUUAAGUGCAAGUACCCAUGAAUACUAAGCAUAGUCCUAAAAGGCACACGGAACACCACCACUCGCUUCACGUCCCUAACCGUUUUUUCCCAACUCAGUGACACACAGGUCGGUUUCUCAAGGACACACCCGCUGAGAAACCGAUCCUGGUGAUUGGCGACUCCAUAGUGAGACAUGUGAGGCCGACUUCAGCGACCAUAGUUAGGUGCAUCCCGGGGGGCAGAGCGGGUGACAUUGAAGCAAAUUUGAUGCUGCUGGCGAAAAGUAAUCGUAAAUUUAGUAAAGUUAUGAUACAUCUCUGCACUAAUGACACCCGUCUACGCCAGUCGGAAGUCACUAAAAUUAAGAUUGUGUCGGUGUGUAACUACGCCAUGUCGGACGCUGUAGGUUUCUCUGGUCCCCUCCCCAAUUUGACCAGCAUAAGUUUUAGCCGCAUGUCAUCGCUCCGCCGCUCGUUGUUUCGGUGGUGUUCAGAAAACGACGUGGCCUUUAUUGACAAUUGGAAGACGUUUUGGGGAAAGCCUGGUCUGAUUAGAAGAGACGGCAUUCAUCCCACCCGGGAUGGUGCAGCUCUUAUUUCUAGAAAUCUGGCCAAUAUUAUUAAACACUCCCCCUGACAAUCCAGGGUCCAGGCCAGGAUGCAGAGCUGCAGUCUUACACACUUCUCUGCUGCUUCUCGAGGACCAACACCUACCAAUAAAACUGUAGGAAUGCAUUAUGUAAGUGGGGAUUCUAACAAGGUGCCUAGCAAAAUAGAAUUGGUGUCAAUUCCCCACCCUCCAAAAGUUUACCAGGUGCGGUGUGAUACAGGCAUUAAUCAAAAAAAUCUUGUGGUACCAAUUAGAGACAGAAGAAAAUUGAUGGGGACUACUAAAUAUACGAUCGUUAAGCUCCAAGUCUCUGUUAAUAAACAAUAUAAUUACAGAGACCAGGAGUCAUAUUUUCUGUUUAACAGAAACAUGGUUAUUCAUCAUUGAUAGAGGAUAACAAAAUAACCCACUUUUUCUGUUCAGCACUGUAGCCAGGCUGACAAAGAGUCACAACUCUGUUGAGCAGUGCAUUCCUGAAGUUCUCAGUUGUGAAGACUUUAUGGGCUUCUUUAAAGGUAAAAUCAUGAGAAUUAGAGAAGAAAUCAACCAGCCGGUUGUGGGCGUUUCUUCAGCUUUGCUAACUCCCCUAGGCUCUGACUUGACUCGAGACUGUUUCUAUCCUAUAGCUGAAUGUGCAGAAGGCAGUGGACAAACUAAAAUAGAAUCAGAACAACUGUUGCAACAGAUGCAAACGAAAAAGUUCGUUUUCAUGCUUGUCACAUUUUUUUUAAAUCUUGGAAAAAAGUGAUUUUGCCACAAAGGGGCUGCAGAGUUCAACACUCUGUGUCACAGACUGCAUAUCCCUCAUAGAAACGCUGAAAGCUACAUAUGCAACUUUGCGGGAUGAUUCAGAUGGUGACUUUGAAAAAGUGCUCAGACGGACCGGAAAAGCACAAGAUAGCUAACUGGGAUGUGGCUGCUUCUCGUGAGCGCCAGCUGCCUUCAAAGUUUCGCACAUCUGUUGUCACCAGGACUUUGGGGAAAACAUUAGUUAGUAGAUAAUUAGUUAUGAAGAGUGAUGCUGAUUUAAAGGCCCUUUUAAAGGACAGGCAGAUAUCGGAGUGAAACUGCCGAUUUAAAGAGGACACAUAUGGAGUCAUGAGAGCAUCAGCCUCUUUUGCACCUGGAUCUGCCACUUUCGGAGACAAAGAUGUUUUACAGGCUCCGUAUGACUUGCAUGGGAUUGAAAUACUUAACGUACUGUGUUCACUCAGCACAUCAGACGGAAAAUGGAUUAGGACAACUUCCCCACACGGAUGGAAAUACUGGACAGCUGCCCUUUGGACAUUUUUCCUAAUAUGAACAGUCUGUUAAGAGCCAUCAUAACCCUCCCUUUGACCCAGCGUUGAGAGACUUUUCUCCGCUACAAACAGGAGCGCAUGAGAUCAUCCAUGCUGACUGGUCGCCUCGAUAACCUGACACUUAUGUCAUUUGAAAGAGAAAUGAUUGACAGUUCGGAUUAUGAUGACAUAAUCAACGCUUUUAACUCCAAGCCCAGAAGACUCUGUCUUGUUUAGCAACUGCAGGUAAAACAGUGUUGUUUAUUUUUUAUAUUUCUGGCCCGCCGUGGCAUGUUAUGAUUGCGUUUAUGUGGGGAGGCACAAAACUUUAACAUGUUCAAUUUGUCUGACAUUUCAAUAUCUGUUCUAUACUACCCAACCCCACUUGCAAAUCACCAACUUUAUGAAUGAACCUCAUAAGCAAGUAAUGGUUACGACCAAUUAUGUUGGUAGGGACGGUAGGGGACGGUAGGGACAUAACACUACCAACAUUUCAGGGGGCUCAAAUUUUCCCCACCAACUUUUAAGCAACCUUAUUUGCAUUAUAUAAUGAGUUCAGAUAUAUAGGUAAUUUAGAUUGUCUUCCCAAAUGUUGUAAGGAUACAAUUGACCCUGCUAUUAUUAAGUGAAUUAUUUUCAUUAUGUUCAAACUUACAUUUACCCCUUUUCACUUGCUGAAUUUGCCGGUAAAUUUUUUUUUUCCUCAAACGCACGUUUGAUUGGCUGAUGACUUGACCCCAGCCUUCAGUGUACUCAGUGUCACUCAUCUGCGUCCAGCGCGCAGUUACAGUACCUGGGGCCUUGAGUGGUCUUAAGACAAAUGUUUAUUUUUGGCAUUCUGGAUAGUUAAGAGAUUAUUAAUACUGUAAGUUUGUAUUUAUUGUGUAUGUUGAUAGAAUUUAAGUUAUGUUCAAAUAUUGCAAUUUAAAUUGUUAAUAAAAUCUUGGAAUAUUCUGGAAGUUUUCAAAAUGUUUCUUUAGUAGUUUUUGAAAACAAAGGUUUGAAUCGAACCGUGUAUCAGGUGAACCAAUACACAUGAAAGUUAGUAUAAGUCAAAACAGAUUUAUUUUGCAUUGAUUAUUUAGCCUAUCAAUUAAUUAGGUUCAUAUUUGUGACAAAUGUAGCCCUGACCCCCGUUCACCCAAUCUGUUUGGUCUUAUUAAUGUCCCGUCCCCAGCAAAAAGUACAUGCAGGUUAUGCUGUUAUAUCGUCCCUACCAAUGUUGAGAGUCUCAUGGCAGGUACAUCAACUGCACAUGUGCGGUGCUUCACCUGAAGCCGUCCGUGUGAAACAACAUAAACAAUCAAAUACAAUUUAAAAACAACAGGCUAAAUUAAAUGAUGUUACACACUCUUGUACAGUAGGUGGUGGUAUGCACCUUAAAGUUGGUUGCGAUCCGCCAAUAAAACAGAGAAGAAGAACAUAAACAAUCCCAUUGUUACAGUCCAGUUAUAUAGAGUGGUGCCUGUGAGUGAGACUGGCAGUGCCGUUUCAGGCAAGAUACCGACAAUUAAUGUAAGCGGGAUGUCAGCAGGGUGGACAUAUUUCAAAAUAAGGGACGACGACAGAAGCAAGACAGACUGCGGGCUGUCGGCGCGGCUAACCGGCUAACGCGGCUAACCAGAAUGUAACAAUGGGAUUGUUUAUGUUGUACUCAGUGCUUUAAGUGUGCCGGUACGCACCGGUACGGAGUACCUGCACUUCUCAAUAUUAGCCUCUGGCGUACCGGGACUUUUUACGGUGUACCGGGACUUCUCAUGAGCUCAUAGUACUCUGUUCUCUCCUUGCGAUUUGGCUAUACAGUGGCGUCGCCAUGACAACGCGACUGCCCCUCGGGAGACGUUCACUCAAUAAUAUCAUGUUGUUGGUCCUUGUAACUGCCCACAUGUCAGUUUAAUAUUCUCAUUUAUGUAUGUAUUUUUUGGUUCCUACCUGCCCAUUAUUGUGCGGACGUAUUGUUUGUAUUUUUGUUUCUAGACGGUACCACUUUUAUCAACACCAACUGGCAAAGCAUGGUAAGGGAGAGAGUGUGUGUACGAGGUGUAUUAAUUGUGUGUCUGUGUAAUUACAUUAAGCUACAAGCCUGAAUUUGCACGUGUAUUUACAUGAUUACUUGUUCACCUUUAUUUUCUUUAGUUCUCACCGGUCGGUCGGUGACCGGGAAUAAACCCUGUUUUUAAAACAA